Molecule: messenger RNA, 864 nt
Organism: Pogoniulus pusillus (Red-fronted tinkerbird)
Lineage: Eukaryota; Metazoa; Chordata; Aves; Piciformes; Lybiidae
Product: granzyme M-like
Biological process (GO): proteolysis
Molecular function (GO): serine-type endopeptidase activity
Source: RefSeq, a predicted model, not a curated record
AUGGGGCUGGGGGACAGCCUGGGGCUGCUGCUGCUGCUGCUGCUGCUGCUGAGCCUCCCUUCGGGUGAGCACUGGGGGUGGGCUCGGGGUGCCUGGUGGCAUCACUGCCCACGGGUGGGGGUGUGGGUGGAGCUGCUGGGAGCACAGGGAGGUGCUGCUUUGGGACCCGCCCCGAAGCCAGCAGGGCAGGGCUGGCUCCAGCCAGCUCUGGUCAUGGGGGGACACGAGGCCAGGCCCCACUCCCGGCCCUACCUGGUGUCCCUCCAGUCUGGGGGGGUCCAUGCCUGUGGGGGUGCCCUGCUGAGCCCACGCUGGGUGCUGACAGCUGCCCACUGCUUCCAGCGUGGGCAGGAGGCUGUUGGCACCGUGGUUGUGGGGCUGGAACACGACCUGCUCCUGCACAAGCUGGAGGGGGAGGUGAAGCUGAGCAGGACUCAGCUCAUCAGGCUGCAGAGGCAGGAGCCGGCAGCGGGGGCGCGGUGCAGCCUGGCAGGCUGGGGGGUCCUCGGGCACGGGGGGCUCUCGCCCACGCUGCAGGCUGAGGCGGCGGUGCUGGAUGCCAGGAUGUGCAACAGCAGCCGCUUCUGGAGCGGCCACAUCGCCCCCACCAUGGUCUGCUUCCAGGGGCACCGCCGGGGCUCAGCCCCCUCCAAGGGUGACUCUGGGGGUCCCUCGGUGCGCGGGCAGCAGGCAGCCGUGGCUGGGGUCCUGCCCUUCGCCGGCAGGGGCUGCACCGACCCCUUCCGCCCGCCGGUGGCCACCUCGGCUGUGAGGCACAAGCAAUGGAUCCAGAGGAUGCUGCGCUGGGCUGGGGCUCCCCCAGGGCUGGGAGAUCAACCCAGGGGCAGCUCCCUGGCCCAGUGA